UUUUUGACAGUUAGUAGUUUAUGGAAGUAACAAAAAGUUAUAUUUUUGGAGAAGCAUGAUUUAAUUAGAGAAUUUCUCUUAAAAACUCUGUAACUAAUUAGAGAAAGGCUCUAAUUAUGAAUGCUUUUCAGAUAUGUCACAAUACCAACGAUUUAGUACCCUUGUACUUGCCUCAACAACUAUAUUUAAAACCCAUAGCCAGAAUAAAUAUAUCCCUACAGCUUCCAAAUGUAAAAAAGUUAGGAAAAACUGUUUCGCAUUGGGAGAUCAUGGAUAAAAUUAGAGAUUUAAUAAAACCCGACGAAUUUACUACUUUUAAGGUAACUAAGACUACAAUCGAAUUUGUUAGAUUUGAAGGUGAGCUGGGAACUAGGGAUAGAUUAGAUCGUGUUUUGUCGAAAAUCAACAAUAAAAUGAUUAAGUUGAAAGACUUUAGCGAUCUAAUGCGACUUAAAGCUGUUGAAUGGAAGUCUGAUUUUCCAACUAGACGUAUUUGGGAUGACUUCUUUCAUAAUGCGAAAGAUAUGAAUGAGAUGAAACCAGGACUGAGACCCGAUACUAUUCACAUUGUAAAUCUACCGUCAAAAUGGUUUAUACCCUACCAUCUUUCAGGUGAUGAAGACAUAACACCAUCAGAGAAAAUAUUCUACAGGGUGUUCGAGAAAUUUGGGCAUAUCAGGUUUGUAGACAUACCCAUAUGUGAUCCUUACAGGAAAAAGAUGAAGGAGCACAUUUCUGGAAUGAAGAAUUCUUCCUUUGACCAAACUGAAUUUUUUGAAGGGUAUGUUCAGUUUAAGGACUAUAUAGGAUUUACAAAAACUAUGGAUGCUUUUAAAAAUAUGAAACUAGUCCAUAAAGAUGAUGAUGCCACUUUAGAAGUUAAUAUUAAAGUGGAUUUUGAUAGAAGCAAACAUCUUAGUGAUGCUUCUAUUAAAAGGAGAGAGAUUGUUAGAGAUCGAUUGGAGAAGAAGGUUAGAGAACAGGAGGAAAAGGAGCGAGCAGAAUUUGAAGCAAAGAAGAAAACAGAGGAGAUCGAAAGGCAAAAAGAAUUAGAUCUGAAGGAACAAAAGAAAAUAAGGAGGAAACUGCGAGAAGAGAAAAGAAAAGCGAAAAUUCUAGAAAAAUUGGAAAUAUCCGGUAGUGAUGAGAUCAAUGAAAAAAUUGCCAGAGAAGAAAAGAAGUUAUUGGGGGUACAACGGAAACUGGAGGCCAUAAGAUUGGUGGAAGAGUUAUUUAGGAGGAUACAGGACAAAAAUCCGCACAAUAUCCAACUUUAUGAUAGCCAUUCUCAUUCAUCGCGCAAUGAAUUAAAACAAUUUAAAAACACCAGUGAGUUAGAAGUAUUAAAUCAGAAAGAGAAACUCCACAAUGCACUUAAAGGAAGAGUCAUGUUAAAGACUAUUUUAGCCGAUGGAAAGAGUACGAGACGAUUUUCUUCGUCAAGUUCAGACAUUUCAUUGGAUAUUGAUGUAGGAAAUCCACAACAAAGACCUAAGAGUCCUGUCAUUCAGAAAUAUCCCGAGCUUAUGUAUGACCCGACCUGGUUUAAUCUACACCAUUAUAUGCCCCCUGCACCAAUGUUUCCAGAUCCAUACCACAUGGGAGGAUUCAUGCCGAGAGGACGAGGUUUUCCGAGACUGCCAAAUAUUGCUGGACCUUCAAGGGGUGGUUUUAGUCGAAGAAGAGCAGGCUUCCGAUAUAGAGGAGGUCAUAGAGGUGGAGGAAAUUUCAACAACUAUCAUACAGAUUUAGAUGAAGAUUUCUUAAAAUACAUGAAUGACCAUGACGACAGACAAAGAAAGUCGUAUCCGCCAAAUAAACGGGAUAGACGAAGAUCUAAAUCCAGAUCUAGAAGAUCGUAUAGUAGAUCUUAUACCCGUUCCAGAAGUAGAUCGAGGAAAAGGUCAAGAUCGAGAAGAUCUAGAUCUUACAGUUACAGAUCAAGGUCGAAAUCACAAAGAAGAUCUUACACAAGAUCUAGAAGUAGAUCAAGAUCUAGAAGAAAGUCACGUGAACGGUCUAGGUCUAGAUCCAAAGUGAGAAGUCGGUCUAGAUCCAAGGUGAGGAGUCGCCGAUCGAAAAGCAGAUCUAGAGAAAAAAACAUAAAUAAAUCGACAGAAAAAAGGAAAAGUACUGAAAGGCGAUCCAAUAAAUCAAGGGGAUCAUCUCGGGAAAAUACUAAAGCAAAGUCAACCUCCGCUUCAUCUCCAGUUAGAGAAAAAUCUGUAGACAGUUCCAGCUUUAUGACACCUAAACAGCUUCAUGAGAAACGAGACAGAUCAAGAUCUUGGUCUCUACCAAAGGAAGGCGAGGAAAAAGGAAGAUCAUGGUCGAAAUCUCCAGAGAAAAAAUAAUUAAUAGUUAUUCGAUUCGAGUUAUUCGAUUCUAAAUUAUACUUCUAUUGUUAAACACUAAAAACCAUUGUUUUAUUUUGACUAGAACAAUCAGUUUGGUUCAAAACCAUAAAAAUGUAAAUAUUUGAGAACAAACUUAAAAACAUCGUACCGAAUUAAAAUGUCCAAAAAUCGUUCAAAAUAUCUACAACUGCUGUCAGUUCUUUAUUUGACCCAAGACGUUCUAACAACAAUUUUCCUUUUGAGAAUAAGUGAAAGUCGUAUGUAUUCAAAACUACACUGGGGUGCAAAAUUAACCGGACACCUUAAAAAUGGGUCAUUUUUGAUGUCUCGAAUUUCCUAAACCUGUUGUCCAAUUUAAGUGAUUUUUGAAGUUAUACUUCUUUACCGGCGAUAGAGGGUAAAUUUUUAUAUGGGAAAACCUAGCGACCGGGCGCAUGCGCAUUAUAACUUUGUUCUGAUUGGAUGUUCAAAUGACAUGUCAAAAAUUAUUCAAUAUGGUGGCUGUGGCACAGCUGUAGUUAGAUUAUUUAUGGUUGUUGCGUUUUAAAAUUUGUGUGAAAAGAAACAACAAACAAAAGUUAGUUAAUAGUUAUACUGCCUUUUUAAAUAGUUUUCAUAUACCUAUAUUUUUGGACUUUUGGACUAUUUUGGACAAGGAAAACUCAUUCUAAUUUGGUAAGUACCUAGUUUUUAUUAUAAUCAUAUUGUAAUUAUACAUUUGGAUUAGGUUGAAAUACAUACAUUUAUUUUCUCAAGAAUGCGGAUUUUAGAGAGAAAUCCCAAAUUAGGUUCGAUUUUUAUUUUUAAAUUAUGAUUUUUUGGCGUAGAUUUAUUUAUCUAGUAGGUAUGUAAUGCUUUGAUUUACAUACUUAAUUUGAUUACCAACAAAAGUUCUACCAAUCUUCAUCUAAUAUAUUGUUUUCUUACUGUUUUGUUAUAUUUUUAUAUUUUCUUCCACAAAAUUUAAACUACAUAAUUUUCAAAACAAUUUUCAAACAGUAAAACGUUCAGUUACCGUAUUUUUCCACAUGAUAAAUAAUGUGCGAUUGGACGAGUGAGUCUACGCUUCGAUUACGAGUCAAAGCGGCACGAAAUUCAAGGGUUCAAUUCCCGAUGCAAGUUUUAUUUUUUUAUGCAUAUUAUGAUUGUAAGUAUAUUUGUUAUAUAAUUUUUUUUUCAGCAAAUGCGUAUUUAAAAUUUUUGCCAACAAUUAUUAUCGUUCAGAAAUCAUUUUUUCUUUGUGGCAUUUCUCAAUGUGUUUGUGUGCGUUUUAUUCUUUUAUUUUUUUAAAUUUUUGGUAUAGUCUUAAAAAUCACAUAAUAUGUAGUAGAAGUAUAACUUCUUACGUGCGUACAAAGUACACACACAUUCUUGUUUUAAUAUAUUAUAGUCUUAUUCUUUAGCAAUAUCGCUGUAAUAGUAUUGUUGCUAAACAGUUAAAUUUUCAUUGUAUACCGGGUGUAUCAAUCAAACUGUGUUUUUUUUUCUCAAAGUUCGCAUCACCCUGUGUAAUAUUCUAACAUUUAUAAAAUACUGAAAAUAAAAUCCAACUAUAGCCUCAUGUUUUCUCAACAUUUUGUUUUUUGAUUCAUUUGCUUAUGUUCGAUAAUAAAAAAGUUAGGUACUUUAACAACUAGCCAUGUUUUUCAUCAAUACAACGUGUUUUUAAAGAAUAAUUGGCAAACUUUAAGGGGUAAUUCUGCAUGAAAAAAUAAUGACAGUUUGCUUUAUCAACGAUAUGUCUGCAAAUGCUUCGUUUCCGAGAUAGGGGGCGUUUAAAGUUUUCUUACAAACUGACGAUUUAUUUAUUGCUUUAAAACCGGUUGCGGUAUGCAAAUGAAAUUUAGUGGGUUUUAAGAAGUAGUUAUUGCACAUUUUUUGACAUACAAUUAGGAAUUUAAUAUUCACCAUUGGCGCGCAUACGGGUAAUAUGAGGGCUUAUAUUACCCGUAUGCGCGCCAAUGGUGAAUAUUAAAUUCUUGUAUGUCAAAAAAUGUACAAUAACUACGUCUUAACAUCCACCAAAUUUCAUUUGCAUAUCUCAACUGGUUUUAAAGCAAUAAAUAAAUCGUCAAUUUGUAAGAAAAAUUUCAAUACCCUUUAUCUCAGAAAUGAAGCAUUUGCGGACAUAGGUUUAUAAAGCAAGCUGUCAUUAUUUUUUCAUGUAGAAUUACCCCUUAAAGUUUGUCGCACUUAUUUAGAAACACCCUGUAUUGAUAAAGAAUAUGGCUAGUUGUUAAAUUUCCUAACUUUUUUAUGGUCCUACUUAAGCGAAUGAAUCAAAAAACAGAAUGUUGAUAAAACAUAAGGCUAUAGUUGGGUUUUUAUUUGAGUAUUUUAUAAAUGCUAGAAUAUUCUAGAGGGUGGUGCGAAGUUUAAGAAAAAAGAAUGUGUGUGUACUUUGUACGCACGUAAGAAGUUACACUUCUAUUAUAUGAUUUAAACGAAAUUAAUAUACUUUUUAUUUAUAUUUUGUUUAAAUAUUAAACUAAUUUAUACUUACUACUUCUCAAACAUUUUUAUUAGAACAGUGCCAAAAAUUAAAAUAAUAAAAGAAUAAAACACACACAAACACAUUAAACAAGCCACAAAUGAUGUCUGAACAUUAAUUGUCGAAAAUUUUUUUAACUAAAUACGUAUUUUCUGAAAAUACAAUUAUAUAAUAAAUAUACUUACAAUCAUAAAAUGUAUUAAAAAAAACAAAAAAGAAAGUUUCUAUUGGGACUCGAACCAGCGCUGAUAAGAGCGGUUGGUAUUGGAAUUCAUUCGCCUUCUCCGCUUAGCCACGGACACUAUGUGUCAUUAUUUACGAAGAUCGACUAACUAAACGGAUUAAACUUGUGAUAUUUUGAUAUUUUGAAAAUUCAUCAAAUUAUUUUAAUUUUGAAUUGAAAUGAUUUAGAAUUGAAAAAUACAACGAAACAUAGAGUAAAAAAACAAUAUAUUAGGUGAAUAUUGAUAAAAAUUUUGAUGGUAAUCAAAUUAUAUAAAUAAAAGUGUUACAUACUAUGUAUUUUGGCAGAUCAGAUAGGUAGGUUUAUACUCAUGAUACAAUAACAAUUAUUACGUACCUGUUGCUUUUAAAAACUAUUUAAAAGUCACUACAAUAUUAUAAACUUUUUUGUUUCUGUCCUCACAACAUUUGUUUACCUCAUAUUAUACAUUUGUUUACCUUUACCUUUACCUCCAAACCACAGCUGCCAUAUCGGAUAAUUUUUGACAUGUCAUUUGAACAUCCAAUCAGAACAAAGUUAUAAUGCGCAUGCGCCGGGCUGAUAGGUUUUAACAUAUAAAAAAAUCACCCUCUAUCGCCGGUAAAGAAGUAUAACUUCAAAAAACAGUUUCAUUGGUACACCCGGUAUGCAAUAAAAAUUUACCUGUUUAGCCACAAUAUUAUUACAGCGAUAUUGAUAAAGAAUAAGGCUAUAACAUAUUAAAAAAUCACUUAAACCGGACAACAGGUUUAGGAAAUUCGAGACAUCAAAAAUGACCCAUUUUUAAGGUGUCCGGUUAAUUUUGCACCCCAGUGUAUCUACAACUGCUACCAGUUCUUUAUUUGACCGAAGACGUUCUAACAACAAUUUUCCUUUUGAGAAUAAGUGAAAGUCGUAUGUAUUCAAAACUACUUCGUUUUUUUUUGUUCGUUUAGUUCCAUGACCGUUAUCGAUCGUUGAUUUUAGAUUUACAUGUUUGCCUUGGAUCUUUACCGAAAUUAUGAGAUCCAAAAGUUGGUUAUCAUCUAUUCUGACCUAAACAAUAAUAUCUGUAAGACUGGAUGUUUUUAAUACAUUAGAAAAUAAUAGUUUUUAGUGUUAAUAAAUCAAAACUUUUGUAAAUACAAAUUAGUAUGUAUGGUAUAUUAAUUUUUUAUAUGUAAGAAUAAAUUAGUUAUUUAAUGUU
Diabrotica virgifera virgifera (western corn rootworm) is the source of this 6257-nucleotide messenger RNA. It is a transcript of the gene Xe7, whose product is annotated as A-kinase anchor protein 17A. The coding region runs from base 117 to 2354 and encodes 745 amino acids. The record is from RefSeq and is a predicted model, not a curated record. The transcript is spliced from 6 exons. NCBI's taxonomy places the organism in Eukaryota, Metazoa, Arthropoda, Insecta, Coleoptera, Chrysomelidae.